Trypanosoma theileri is the source of this 657-nucleotide messenger RNA. RefSeq names its product adenylate kinase. The transcript has a single exon. Gene Ontology annotation, biological process: nucleobase-containing compound metabolic process. Bases 1 to 657 code for a protein of 218 amino acids. Lineage: Eukaryota; Euglenozoa; Kinetoplastea; Trypanosomatida; Trypanosomatidae. Gene Ontology annotation, molecular function: AMP kinase activity; ATP binding. Gene Ontology annotation, cellular component: cytoplasm; mitochondrion. The record is from RefSeq and is a predicted model, not a curated record.
AUGAAGAUUGUACUGAUGGGUGCUCCCGGUUGCGGGAAAGGGACACAAAGUCCUUUUCUCACCGAACGCUACGGCGUUUGCCAUCUUUCGACUGGUGACAUGCUUCGUGAGGCUGUCGCGAGAAAGACUGAGUACGGUUUGAAGGCCAAACAGAUAAUGGAAGAAGGUGGUCUGGUAUCAGACAAUGUUGUAUUCGGCAUCCUAAAGGAGAGUAUGACCAGACCUGAGUGCAAGUAUGGCUACGUCCUCGACGGCUAUCCGCGCACGUUGCGGCAGGCGCAGUUAAUGGAGGAGGCGGGCGAGAAUGUAGACAAGGUCAUUCAGUUUGAGACCCCUGAUGAAGUUAUAGUUGAGCGAACUAGCGGUCGAUGGAUUCACCGUCCGAGUGGCCGCUCGUAUCACGAACUCUUUCUCCCACCGAAGGUGGCCGGUAAGGACGACAUUACAGGUGAACCGUUAAUGCAACGGCCUGAUGAUCGGAAAGAAGUUGUUGUUAAACGCCUCGCGACGUACCAUAAGGAAACAGAGCCGUUGAUCGAAUACUACAAGAAGAAGGGCGUGUUUGAGAGCCUCGACGCCAACCGCUCGGUAGAAGCGGUGCGCGAGACACUCAAAUCCAUUCUUGAUCCUGUGGCAAUUCGACUCGGGCUGAAGUAA